AUGGUUCAGUUGGCGAAGGUCCAGAAGAAGCUGAGAUUCUUUCGCACCGGAUUCUAUAUCACCCAUGCCUUCCAAGCUUUGUUCUUCGCGUUGUGGUUCUUCCGCGACGGCGACGCACCACACCCGCACGCCACAUAUCGCGAUAUUGAGUGGAGUGGUCUCCUAGGCGAGGACUGGAACGGGAUUGUUCCCAAUGGAAUCGGGUACCCAUUAAAGCUGACCUACUGGGGUCAAGACCACCCUUACUAUAUGCCCGAGAACAUAUUCGACGACUUUGACAAGUCAAUGGCUAUGAUCAAUCACUGGAAGCAUAUGCAUAAUAGCUCCAGCAUAUUUAUCAGGCCAGAUGAGCCCCGUGCCAAGCGAAUCAAGCCCGAUGGCAAUAUCGCCGAGUUGCCACCGUUCUGGCCUUGGGAUCCCCUUGAAGACGGCAGGGAGCUCUACGCCAUUCGCGGCUUCCACCAAAUGCAUUGCAUAUUUGUUAUCUCCGAAGAGUUUACCUACCAUUACGGGCGAACCAACGACUCGCUCUGGACGGCCGGACAUGUGGCACACUGCAUCAACACCCUUCGCGACGCCAUCAUGUGCAUGGCGGAUGCCCAGCCCUUGUCAUAUGUCAACGGUUACAAGAACGGCCACGCAACGGAUGAUCAGGCCAUGAUGUGCAGAGACUGGGAGGAAUUGCACAAGUUCGUCACUGACCCUGCGAGGGGAUUGCGGAUCAAGAAUAUCGCGCCUGCCGGAAGCAAGAACGAGAAGAUGGCCCCCAUCAUACCUUAUCCUCACUUGACUGACCCAGAGCUGAGGGGCAUAGCGUGA
Molecule: messenger RNA, 819 nt
Organism: Colletotrichum orchidophilum
Lineage: Eukaryota; Fungi; Ascomycota; Sordariomycetes; Glomerellales; Glomerellaceae
Exons: 4
Coding region: 1-819 (272 amino acids)
Biological process (GO): mycotoxin biosynthetic process
Source: RefSeq, a predicted model, not a curated record